AAGGCAGCAAUCAUUAAACAGAGCAAAUAUGGAGUCAUCUGUAAAUAGAACAGAGUGAACAAACAUUUCAAAGUUCAAUUUCUCUGAUCAAUCCUCAAAAAGGAACAUCUCUCUCUGUGGCUGGGGUAGUAGUCAUACAGGCUUCUAAACCGGGAAGUUCACCAUGAUACGUGCUGCUUUAAGCAUCUGGAUCCUGUCUGCUGUGGUCUGCUUGGGCAGAGGUGAUCAUCAUGGCGAUCAUUCCCAUGACGAUGGUCAUGCCCACCACCACCACAACGAGUCUGAUCACAGCACUAGUAACCUCAAACUGGUGUCUUCAGCCAACACAGACUUUGCCACCCAGUUGUACAAAAAAUUAGCUGCUCAGACAGACUUGCAGGGCAAAAACAUUUUCUUCUCCCCAAUAAGUGUGACCCUUGCCCUGGCUGCGUUGUCUGUCGGGGCCCGUGGGGACACAUACCAGCAGCUUUUUACUGGUCUGGGCUUCAACAGCUCUUUAUUGACCCAGGCUGAUGUAGACAAGGCCUUCAAAUCACUCCUCACUGGGUUUAAUAGGACCUCUCAAGAGGACCUUAGUGCAGGAACGGCCCUGUUUGUGCAGGAAACCUUCAGCCCGCGGGCCCAGUUCAUGGAGGUGGUGAAGCAGGAGUACCUCGCAGACGUCUUCGCUCUCGACUUCCACAACACCACAGAGAGUGUGAGCAACAUUAAUAAAUAUGUGGCAGAGAAGACCAAUGGGAAGAUUGAAAAGCUGGUUGAAGACCUGGACCCUGCUACACUCAUGUACCUAGUCAGCUACAUGUACUUCAAAGAUAAAUGGGAGUUACCGUUUGACCCCACGGACACCAAGGAGGACGUUUUCCAUGUUGACGAACAGACUCAGGUUCCAGUACAGAUGAUGAAUAUGGAGGAGUCAGUCAACACUUACUAUGACAAGGAGAGUUCCACAUCAGUCCUGCAGCUGCAGUACAACGGGUCCAGCUCCAUGCUGCUGGUGCUGCCUGAUAAAGGCUUGGCUGAGCUGGAGGAGGUCAUCUGCCAGAACCACGUCAACAAAUGGCUCAAGUGGAUGCGACGGAAACGAACCGAUAUAUUCGUUCCCAAGUUCUCCAUCAAGAUGUCUCACUCCCUGAAGAACGUUUUGAGUGAAAUGGGAAUGCGAGACAUGUUUGGCUCUGAAGCAGAUCUCAGCGGCAUCUCAGACCUGAGGCUGAGCGUCUCUGAGGUGGUGCACCAAGCCACGCUAGACGUGGACGAGGCGGGGGCCACCGCUGCAGCCGCCACCGGAGUAGGGAUCACCCUCCUCUCCUACCGCAAAAUCCCCGUCCUGAAGUUCAACCGUCCUUUCAUUGUCCUCAUCACGGACUCCAACAAUGGAAACAUCUUCUUCAUGGGAAAGAUUGUUAACCCAAACAUCUGAAGAUAAAUAAUUCCUCUAAAAUUAAUGAGAUAUAUUUGUUUGACUGUGUGGUAAAAUAAUAUGAGGAGGGAUGGAUUAUGUAUGUUAGCAUGUUCCCUUUGUGGUUGAUAUCAUGAGUCUUGCGACGUACAGUUGAGCACCAAUUUAAAAAUAAUGGGGGCAAGAAUGGAAAACAAAGGGGAAAUUAUAACAAUAAACCAAGAACUAAACAGC
Molecule: messenger RNA, 1633 nt
Organism: Gadus macrocephalus (Pacific cod)
Lineage: Eukaryota; Metazoa; Chordata; Actinopteri; Gadiformes; Gadidae
Product: serine protease inhibitor 2.1-like
Exons: 6
Coding region: 164-1420 (418 amino acids)
Biological process (GO): negative regulation of endopeptidase activity
Molecular function (GO): serine-type endopeptidase inhibitor activity
Source: RefSeq, a predicted model, not a curated record